AUGUCUGAUACUUCACAUUCACACAAUUACGGUACAAGAAUAAGGAACAAUUCAAUCCUUAAACCAAGCGCUCGUCUUCGUCAAUCACCCCAACCAAGGCGUAUAAAACCUGUACCACAUCCAACAACAGCAGAACCAUCUCCAAAUCAGUCUCACUUCCCAAUAUUUCCACUACCAAAUGUCAUGCUACACCCUGAAGACGCCACUAGUAAAGUAUUUCAUGCUAUCGGACGUUGCUUCCUCAGCGUGGACAAUCGUGCCAUGACGAUCAAGGACCUUGCGGAAAUGACUUUAAACUUCGGCCUCGUGUGUCAGAAUGUUUCUGCUGCGUCGCAAGCAAUAACUACUUACAUCCGAAAUCAUCUCUCUCGAUGCGAGGCUCAACAGGAUCACCCUCUUCUUCUUCGUCACACCCUCUCUGGCACACCCGUUGACGACGAUCUCGUCCCUGCACUUCAUUCUCGUGUAGGAGGCGCACCCCUACAAAGGCAGCCACUCGACUCCACGUGUUCAAAUCAGAACAUCCCUCCUGGUCGCCACACAAACUUUCGUCGUGGCACAAUCGUAUGGUAUCUUUCAAAAGCUAGUGGCGUAUCCUGUCCUUUCUCUCGUGCUGGUAUUCUUCUUUCAAAUUACCCCGCUUCCACUUCAAAUACAAAGCCUCGAAAACAAUCUCACGAUCCAAUGGAAAAGUGCGGAGAGAAACGCAAAAGACUCAUCUCAAGACGCUGUCGCGCCACUGACAGACUCUCAGAGAGGGCCAGUCUAUCGCCCAGCUCAAGUCCUGUAGAUAGCGGUUAUGCAGAGAGUGCCUCCAGUUCUUCUGAUGAAGAAGAAGACGAACCUGAAAGACCUCCAAAAGUCAAACUUACCCUACGUCUCCGUCCCUCUCCCACUGCUACAGAUUCCACAGACAUCAUCGAUCUCUCCCAUGAUACAUCCUCUGACGAGGAUGUUGACAUGUCCCCAGCAGAGCCCAGUCCAGAACCAUCGUGCCUCCCACCUUACCCUCGCAGAUCAAUCGCAGUCCCAUGUUACACCCCCGUAUCCCCUCCCUCCCUCCAAUACAUAUUUCCCCCGCCGCCCAUCGACCAAUCCAGAGGAAGCGCAUCACCUCCGCCAGAUUCUGACCACGAGGAGGAUAUCGAUUUUGAUUUCUCAAGCGAUGAAGAGGAAUCUCGAGGUGUGAGCGUGAAAGUAGAAGACGAAGCAGAAGAUAAUAGCAUUGACACAAGUCAAAACGUGAGAGAUAUGCUAGAUGCCUGGGAGGACCUGGAUCUUAAUCGUGCGCGGUCAUAUUCAUGCCCGGAGUCUGGGUUCGCUUCGGUGGUGCGGGAAAAUGAAAGUCGCCAUACGGUUACUCCAGAGGUCAAAGUGGAGGAACUUGAGAUGUGGGAGUGGGAGUUUGAUAGCGGCUGGGCGGGUGCGUGUGGGGAUGUUGAAAUUAAGAAGGAAGAUGCAUCAGAGGCGCUGAAUGGAUUGUCAUUGUCGCCUACGAGUGUACCGUGGAGUGUGUUCCCGCUCUCUCCUAUGUCACCACUCACCCCUUCUCCAACGUCCCCGGGUUCGAGCACGGGGUUUACGUUCCAUUAUUCGUCGGCACUGUCUGCGUCACCGAGGGUCAAUAGUUCCCCUCCUCGGCCCACGCAUGUAAAGAAACCGUCUCUGGAACGCAAGAACAGCGUGCUGGACUGGCAAGAUGCAGAACUACUUGGUCCUGAUAGUGUCCACAUCGCUGAGCUCGAGCUAGAGUGGGAAAGGGGAUCUCGACGGACACGAUUCGCAUCACCCGCACCUGGUGCUUCCUCAUCAUCCAGUAAAGACUGCCAAAUGGCCGAUCCAGAGUCUCUCCCCGAAUGCAAAGACCAAGUAGUAGUAGUCCACACGUGUGUGCCGUGCGAUCCACCUGUUAGCGCUACGCAAGUCGAAGCCAUUAACCGAGUCCCAGGAAUACCGGUGUACCAAACUACGCUGCCUCUUCGCGCACCUCACACGACGCGGACACUUCUGAGGAGGCUAGACACGGAUUUCGUGAACCUUACGCCGUUGCUUGCUGCGUUUUCACCAUCGUCAUCACCUUGUGCCGCUGCGGUCCCGGUUCUUCCACCGAGCGCUGUGCGGUUUGAGCAUCCGAAUUCGGCUGUGACAGGGGUAUGGGUAUCGUUGGAUUGUGCGAGGGAGUUUUUGAGGACGAGUGUUCAGGCGGGUGCCCAACGUGCAGAACGACCUUGCUCUCAAGAUGAAACGCUAAGAAUAAGCGUGGAGGUGUUCCUGAGCGAUGAGCUUGUGAUGCGGUUCCCGAGUGCCUUGAGGGAUUUCUGGAGGGCGAGUAAACCCGGGAGGAUGUUGGGACAGUUUGGGGUGUGUUUUGAGCGUGGGAAGGUUGUGGGUAGUCAAGGCUCGUCGGCUCCCUCGUCGUUGGUGUCGGUACGGGCGUCGUCUGUGUUAUCUCCACCUCAGUCGACUUCGCCCCCGUUAAGGGCCGAAUCGUACGCCCCGCCGUCUUCUUCGGAGUUGCAUCCACGUUCCUCGUCUUUGGAGCUACAUUCACAUCCAUCCUCGUCGCUACCGCCAUCCUCAUUGUCCACGUCCACCAGUCCCGCACUUCUCACAUCUAUAGCAAAAGCCCACGAAGUAUGGAGUCUUCCCGAAGACACCGAGCCAGAAGCAGAAGUCGAAGCAGAGCCUGUACUUCCUGCAUUUGAUAUUGCGCUGGCAGUGCUUGCGUCGGGGUUAGGACCGAGUGCUAGUUCUGGAAAUGGGAGUGCUUGUUUGGGUAGUGGGAUUGAUUUUGGGAGCGGUGUUGACUUUGGGAGUGCGCGCGCUAGUUUGGGGAGCGAACACACCGGUCUUGGCGUUGGAAGUGGAAGUACCGGUCUCGGGGUUGGACGCACCGAUUUUGGACCAGGAAGCGCCGAUCUCGGAAAUGGACAUGGGACUGGAAGCGGAGAGCCGCCGCUGAGUCCUACGGAGGCAGAAAUGUUCCGUGUGUUGUGCGUGUGUCCUGAUUGGGAGGAGAAGGAGGGGGGCGAGGAUGAUGUCUGUAUGGAUGGUCGGGAUCAAGACGCAGGUGAACGAGAUCAAGAUGUGGACGGCGAACGUGAUCACAACGCGGACAACCAAUGCGAUAAAUACACGGACGCAGACGCAGACGGGGAUGUGGAUGUGGAGAUCAUGGAAGAGGAGCCAAGAAGUUUGAAAGAUGGCCGUUCGUUGAGGCGGUCGAAACGGGUCGCGGAUGCUGUUGCUCGCACGCGUGGUGUGCGGCCCCGGAUGAGGGGGCCGAGACAUGCGUGA
Suillus subaureus is the source of this 3297-nucleotide messenger RNA. RefSeq lists its product as uncharacterized. NCBI's taxonomy places the organism in Eukaryota, Fungi, Basidiomycota, Agaricomycetes, Boletales, Suillaceae. The record is from RefSeq and is a predicted model, not a curated record. The coding region runs from base 1 to 3297 and encodes 1098 amino acids. The transcript has 4 exons.